Messenger RNA from Sphaeramia orbicularis (orbiculate cardinalfish), 9580 nucleotides. It is a transcript of the gene bcorl1, whose product is annotated as BCL6 corepressor-like 1. Lineage: Eukaryota; Metazoa; Chordata; Actinopteri; Kurtiformes; Apogonidae. The record is from RefSeq and is a predicted model, not a curated record. Gene Ontology annotation, biological process: negative regulation of transcription by RNA polymerase II. Gene Ontology annotation, cellular component: nucleus. The coding region runs from base 1476 to 6029 and encodes 1517 amino acids. The transcript is spliced from 12 exons. Gene Ontology annotation, molecular function: transcription corepressor activity; protein binding.
GGGCAUUAAAGGGGGCAUUGCACAACGCUAUUGAGGGCGAGUAAAACUCUGCCAAACUUUGACCUGGAUAUCUGUAUUUUCUAGUUCUCGGUGUCUUGCAGGAGCCGUAGUUGCAGUGAUGUUUCGCUGUUAUCCCACGGCAUUAUGUAGGAUCGUGUCACAUGUAUGGAGAGUCAAGUUGUGGAUCGAGAUGACAUACAUGAGUGUGCUGUCCAUGCGUGUCGGUCUGUGGAUGCGGUCGACUAUCCAGACGCUGACACAGUAACUAUACAUGAAGUGAUGCGUUUCUGUUCCAGACACAGAAUUCAACAUCAUCCGGACGGCUAAUCGGGCCAUCCAUUAACCUGGCAGAUAAGAACAUCACCCUUGACUGUUUCAGUGAUCGGCUGCGGUCCUUCCCGUCGUUAAUUGUGGAAUAAUUCAUUACUUCUAGCAAAGAUGGAAGAAUAACGCGUUUGGCUUUUUUUUUUUUACUCCGCGUUCACCUCCCCACCUCGACAUUCAAUAUUGACCAGGUGAACCAAAGAACUUAGACGGGACAUCCUCGUCGCUGUAAACCAUGGCGGCCUAAAUAGGGUUGAUAAUCUCCAAUAUGACUCACAGAUAGAUGACCAUGUAUGCCCACUUUGAAGACGACACUCUUCAAAAAUCAGGCCUUCGAAAUAAACGUGCCUUCAUCUGUGCUAUCGCAGUUGUCAUAGUGUGUGUGCGGAAUACCACAUCCCUCAUUGACGGAUAAUUGCAUGCAUAACAAGUUUAUUUUAACCCCACAGCUCCAGACAUCCGAUGUGGAGCCUGUGAACCAAACUCGUCCAUAAUUGGUGAAGCCCCGAGCAGCCGGUCACUACCGGGAUAGCUCUGCGCGGUCGUUGAGGUCUCCGGGUUACCCCAGCUCAGACACAAUGCGAUGUGUCAGCUGCCGACUCUCCGAUACUCCUGCAUUACACCGACACGGUUCUCUACGGCGUCCCUCCUUUUUCCUGAUCGGCGUUUUUGGUUUCCCAAUUUAACAUUUGGCCAUCUGUCAACGAUUUGGCUGCAUGCACGCAGCCAUUACUGAGCGAAUGGCGAAGGGCAUGUUAGAGGCUCGCACACACAGAUCCACUCAGCGAUAGGAAAGCGGCGAAAUAGUUUCAGCUCGUAGCCUACUGCUGUCGGUGGAUGGACAGGGAUCCGUGUCCUGCACCGCCUCAGUGUUCGGGGUCGGCACAGAUCAGAUCAGAUCGUGCAUGGUAGUAAACAAAACUCUGUGACUCGCACGACCAUGUCAGCCUCGUUGUUUGUGCACGGUUAUUUCCUCAUCACCACAAGUGUUGAGAAAAGUAGGAAAUUUGUUGUUGGCCUAAAGGACUGGAUACCCGUGUAAACAGCAGGCCUACUCCUUUCAGGAUUCAGCAUAUCACGGAAUUACAAGGAAAACUCUCACCUGACUGACUCAGCUACCCCCAGAGGCAUGUUGUGCUAAAGAAACACCUAUGCAGGUGGAUCCCACACUAAUGAAUGUAGGGGAUGGAGGCACGGUGAGCAGAGAGAUCAGUGCUCCAAAUAAAGCGUCUUCUAGUAUGGUGGGAAAUCCCCCCCAGACGCUACCCCCUGAGUUUAGAGGAGAUGUUACCCUCAGUCAGCAGAACAAGACCACUCCAGCGACAGACUGCAAGACAACGAAAGCUUGCCUGGACACUAGCAAUUAUAACCACAGCUCUGAGCUUUCUCCACCUCAACAGCCCAACAAUGCACCAAUGUCAGGCUCAGCCCUCACCACAGCAGACAAAAGAACAGACAAAAGAGCAGACAUCCCUAAACUUAAGGCUGAUGGUGCUGGGGUUUUCUCCCCUCCUCAGUGGUCAAGUGGCGUAAAAGUCAGCCGUGAUGAGUCACUCAACCCCUGUCACAGCAAUGUGACGACUAGUAAGAAGUCAAACACGCAAACACAAUCUGUGCAAAGUGUUCCACCUGGUUUUCAGUGCUCCGCCAUGUUUAAACCAGCCCAGUCUGUGGCCUUCCUCCCCUCCACUAAUUUUUCCUCUCCACUUUGUAAAAUCACUCUUCCACCAGCAUUGGGUCAGAUUGCAGCCUUGAGAGAAGCCACAGCCAGUCAGUUUCAGAAAGAAAUUCAGCCUCAAAGCUCAGGUGUCAGUGGGACACCUCUAAUGCGGACCUAUCCCUAUCCCUUCUCUGUGACUCGGAUGCCAGUGGCAGAGAAAAAAGCAGGCACAUCCACCUCAAAACUUAAAUCUAACCAUUCAUCAAGCAAGAACGCCAAAUCUCUAGAACAUAAAUCAUUAGCUUCAGUUGUAGCCUCACCAGCUAUCGCCCUUCCAUUACAGCACCCAUCGCUAUCUUCCACAGCACCCACUCGCUACACGUUAUCUCCCACUGCUGCCAUUUGCUGUGGCUCUGCAUUGGCCAGCCUCACCUCUCAGAGCAGACUGCUGAACCAUGUGGAAAAAGGCAACAGCAUAGACAAGACAUCCAUGGGCUCCUUAAAAACCACAACCCCCUCUGCUUCAGAGGACCAUGCAGUAGCUUGCUCCAUUGAACCAAGAGAUGUACCUCUUGAUUUGUCUGCUAAAUCAAAACGUCCAAAAUGCAUAAAUGACCCUCCAGUUUCAUUGAUGGAACCUCAUAAUAGUGAAUCAAAUCAAAGAGAUUUUCUUAACUCAAAGAGGACUCAUUCAACUUACAGUUCAACUGUGCAAUAUCCAAUUUUACCCAAUACCCAUAGAAAUGGAUCUCAUCAAAAGCAAUUAAGUAGGCCUCAGAAUCACCAGGUCCCAGAUCCUAAACCCUCCUGGGGAAAAGCAUCAUCACAAGACCCCAUUAAAAACAUCCCUGGGACUUAUGUAGGUGUGGCGAGUCCCAUUCUGGCCUCUACCCUUAGAGGCAAAGACGGCAAAGGGACUUUUGCUGAUGAAUUUCAGAGUUUUGCGAAACAAGAGUUUAUAUCUAUAAUUGAUCAAGGAGAACAUCUGGCCUCAGGAGGAAAGAAGCCAUCCUGUCUCAUGAAGGGUAACCAACAUACUCACAGUGUCAAGCCUGUUAAAAACACCAGCACAACCCUAGCUAAGAGCUGUCCCUCUAAAGGAGCCCUAACAACAGCCCUGUCAAGUUCUGCCAAUGCACAGAUUCAUCAGAAAUCUGGAGCUGGAAAAACGGCGGUGCCAUACUCUACCAGUGUUGUCAAUCCAGCGUGGCAACAGCCAUCACACCUUCCACACCAAGCCUCACCGGUCCACAGAAAAAUCACACAAGGAUCCCCAAAGAAUAAAAACGCCACAGCAGCCGAUGGAUCAAAGUUUCAUAGUGCUCAUCACAGCCCGUCCAAACCUGAGGAUGAUAAGUGGGAGAGAAUAAAGUCUCCCCUGUCUAAUCUUGCGUCAAUUGUAAAGCAACAGUCUCUUGAAACAACAGCGCUGACAGGUGAAGGAAAUGCUCAGACUUCACCUGUUGCAUCUAGAAAGACUGACGUUCUGAAUGCACUCACAGGGGGCCAAGAAACCCAGCCCAAACAUACCUUUGAAUACCCACCAUACUGGUCAGUGGAAAAAUGGCCCACCCCACCCUCUCAAGGGGAUUCAACUCAAGCCAUGAAGAGACUUGAAAAAUCGAAUGCCACCGAGGCUUUAGAGAAUAACACAGAGAUUCACUCCAGUCAGACAGAACACAUGGGACUACAAGCAAAGCAAGGCUCCUUAAAGCCCGCUGGCCAGUCUCACAUCUUUGGAAGCAAUGCAUCAACAAAUGGGAACAGGAUGGAGAGCAAACUAGCCCAGGUGUUAGAGGGGGAGAUAUUCAAGAAAGAAAGUGGGGCGUCAGAUAGUAAACCCAGUGAAAAAUUGGAGGGCAUGGUUGCAUCUAUUCUUACAGGCCACUGUGCAGGGGGAGGCGACAAGUUUGAGAAGAAAACAAAUGGAACCAAAGAGGAGUCGCCAACCAAAGCAAAAGCUGCCACCAUCAAACAAAAGAAAACGAGUUCCAAGAAGCCAGCAAAGGAGAAGUCACCGACUGUCCCAUCAAAGAAAGCUGCGGGAAGCACAAAGAAAAAGCGAGAUACAGAAAAUACUCCAACCAAAGUGUCUUCUUGUAAAAAGCAGAAGAAACGAUCUGCACCUGUGCUAGAGCAGAGUCUAUCAGCAGGAAAACUUUCCCCGCAGAGUAAAGAGCAUCUUCCAAGGGACAAGAUCAGCCCCAGCAAGGUUGAGCAGUCAAGUCGCAACAAACCAGUUACAGACAGCAGCUGCAGACCCGAGAGGGCAGAGACUCCAGUCGUAUCGAGUAAGGAGCCCGAUGCUGCAGAAACGUCCUUCCCAAGACUAAGGAGAGGACGGCGGCGAGCUGAUGAAGCCCGGCUCGACCUCUGGGGCUUUGCGACGCCUUCCCCUCCACCGCCGCCAGUGCCUCCUCCACCGCCCUCCCCGCCUGUGACUCCCACCCAACCAGCCCGCCGUCCAAGAGGGAGGCCUCGCUCGACGCCUCUGCCAGAGCGAGGGGUUCAAGGAAAGAGCAAGACAGCCGGUGCAGACGGGGACACCCCUGUUCAUAAGAAGCGUCGGCGCUGCAGAAAUAAAAAGUAUCAAACUGGGGAUUACAUCACUGAGAAAGACAAGCUGGAAGAUGGAGAGCACCUUCAACAGUCCGACUCCCUGCGACAGGACCGUGAAAUCACAGCAGAUGUGCAGACAAAUCAGUGUCUGAGUCCCCCUGCCUUCAGCCCGGAACCCUCACCACGCAGACCCUCGUUCACCCGCUCAGGGUCUGUUCGAUACCAGGAGAGUGAGGCAUCUCCAGAGUGCAACGACAAGCCUUCAGGGAAGAGGAAGUUCAAAAGCAAACACCUAUGUGACAGUGAUGAGCAGAAGAUUAAGACUAAACGCAGCAGCUUGGGCAAGCGUGGCGCCUCACAAGCCCUGGGUGAUGAUAGCACCGAGGUGAAAAAGGGAGACAGCCCUCCAACCCUGCCAUCUCCUCCAUCCAAUAAGAAAGGCUCAUCAGGAAGAAGCAGUGGCUCGGAGUCUCCGCCGAAAAGGCCCAUUCCCCCAGAAGUCCGUCGGCUGAUCGUCAAUAAGAACGCCGGGGAGACUUUGCUUCAACGUGCUGCUCGUUUGGGCUAUCAGGAUGUGGUUCAGUACUGUCUUGAAAAGGACAUCAGGGAGGUCAAUCGUCGUGACAACGCAGGUUACACAGCUCUGCAUGAGGCGUCCUCUCGAGGCUGGACUCAGAUUGUCCAGAUGCUGCUCAAACACGGUGCUGAUGUCAACUGUAGCGCUCAGGAUGGAACGAGGCCCCUUCAUGAUGCAGUGGCCAGUGAUAAUCUACCAAUAGUCUGGUUGCUUUUGAACCAUGGAGCAGACCCGACUUUGGCCACGUACUCUGGACACACACCAGUCAAACUGGCACACAGCCCAAGCAUGAAGACCUUCCUCACAGAGUAUUUCACAGAUCUGGAAGGCCGCAAUGAACAGGACCCCAGUUUGCCAUGGGACUUCUACAGUAGCUCCCUGUUCGAAAUCGAUCAGGAGCCAUGCUGGGACUUCUUGCUGUCUGAGCAGAAUCAGGAGCUGGAGGAGAAUUCAUCUGGGACAACUGAGCGGGACCUGGACAAAGACUGCCUUCUGUUUGAGUUCUCCUCCGAGCCUCUGCUACCCUGCUAUCACGUUCAGGUGUCAUUAACACAGGGCUUUUGCAACUGGUUCCUCCUGACUGACGUCCUGAAGCGUUUGAAGAUGUCGGCGAGGAUCUUCAGGGCGCGUUACCCACACUUGGAGGUGGUGAGUUUAUCCCGGGCUGAGCUGGUGAGGCAGGUGUCGGUCAGCCAGGUGAGCUCCACUUUGGCCACGCCCUACAGAGGGAAAAACAAAGACAAGGAGGAAGACAAGGAGGAGGAUGAGGAGGGACUUGUGGAUCUGGUGCGUUGCGUGCCAGAGCUCCAGAGACUACUGGGCUCCUCAAUCCACAUCCUACAAGAGGAUGAGGAAGACGAGGAGGAGGAGAUGACACUGACGAACACAGCGAAGCUACGCGGCCGAUAGCCUCUCUUUGACCGCCGAGCAGACGAACUGUCACUUUUUAAGUCCUGCCUGCAAGCGGUGGCUCAGAGGAAGCCUGUCCGUCCAUUGUAAUGAGGAUCAUGGGUUUUAACUCCAGCUAUGACUUGACACUCCACCCAUAACCUUUGACCUCAGCAAGAAGGUGAUUAAGUGAUCACAGCACCUAAAGGACCUGCACAUAGGAGUGUUCAGUACUGGAAAGCAGCUUUCAGGUUCCUAUCUAUAGGUAUAUUUGAAUACAUAAGAACUAUUGAACAAACCUUUUUUAAUGAUUAUGUAUGUACAUGGUAGUGUAUAUGUAUAUCUUGCCAUCAGGGUUAACACAUUUGGUUAUAUAAAUGUAUUCUUGUGGCAAGGGGUGGAUUAUGCCUAGGACUUUUUGUUUGUCACUGAGGGAGAGUGAUAUUUUUUGAUGGGAGAUAAUCCAAGGCUUUUAUCUUGGUGAACUCUUGCGUAAAGCUAAGACGCUUAAGACCAGCUAUCGGCGUCAGGGAGGCUGUUGACCCAGAUGGUUUUUCUGUCGACCUGGAGACGCGAAGACCUGCAGAGAAAAGACAGCGGCUCAUAAUAUCCACACCAAACCAUCGCAACAGCUCAGUACGGCGGCGUAUCAGAGACGAUUGAGGUUAAAAAAGGAUACGAGCCAGGGUGAAGAGGGGAUAAGAAUAGUCCAGAAAGACUCAAAGAUUAAGAUUAGACUUUAGGAGUGUAUGGAAAAAUUUAGAAAAGUUGGAGGUGAUGUGGUAAAUUUGAUGAAAAACUCAUGAGUUUACAAGAAAAAGGCUGUAGUAUUCUGACAUCAAAAAGUAAACACAAGAAAAACUUGCAAAUUUAUGAGAACAAAGGAGGAAGGAGACAAACUUUGUUAUUGGAUAUUACUUUGAACUUGGAUGGUCAAUUUUGGAUAGUAAAUUUUAAAUUUCUCUGAUGUUAAAAAGUGUCAUGUUCGUAAGGGGGAAAAUAAGACUUACCCAGAUUUAGAGGUGUAAAUUUACAGUAAAAAAAGUUGGACGGAUGGAACUGAUGAAUUAAACUAACAAAUUUACAUAGUCAAAGAAACUUAAUUUUUUUUUUAAGUUUUAAAGAACAAUAAUUGAAAAUCCUCUGAGAUUAAAAAUUCAUAAAUUUGUGAAGCUGUAGAGUUUGUAAAGCUGUAAAUUUACAAGAAACACAAAUCAUAUACUAUUAUGACAAAAAAUCUAGCGGAGAUUAAAGUCACAAAUCAAUCAGAAAAAAAUGUCAGAGUCAGUAUAAAGACAAGUCCAGAGCGUGGGUGAUGAGUGGGUCACAUUCAGAGGCUGGAUUCAAUUAUUUAAUUGUUUUCUUCCAGUUGUCAGUUUUUAGUUACAGCACAGAUACAUGGUUUGGAUUAAAACUGAGCCGAUAACAUUAAACUAUUCUUCACCUCAUCAUACCACAGCACCACAAGAAAAGCUACACGGACACAUUCGUCAAAGAACAAACAAUUCAGUGGGAUUUAUACAAAUAAAAGGAACAUCCAGAUGAGGUGGCAUAUGGCUGCAUCUGAUGAACUGUUACCUUUGCAGGAAAAACUGCUUUAAAUCAAAUCAUUAUUAGGGUCACUUACAUGACUGAGAUCUUUUUUUUUUGGUUAUUUGGGUUUUUUUUGUUAUGAUGGUGAACAUGAUGAUGGGACUUUUACUUUAAGUAGAGAUUUAUCACAACUCUGCACUAGCGGUAAAUUGCCCACAGGUUGUAGAGUAGAUCUAGUCAAACACAAGCAGUAAAAAGAAUUCAGAAACAUCCUUUGUAAUGAUAAUUUUUAAAAAAUGACAGGAACCUUUUGGCUGCACAAUGAACAUUGAUAAUACUAACCUUUAGUGCAUGACUUUACUUGUAUUGGAAUAUUUUCAGGGUGUGUUAGUACUUUUACUGAACGGAAUGUUCUGAAUACAUCUAAUUUUACUGCUGUGCACGUGGUUAGGUUUAAGGCUGUGUCCAGAUCACACUAGAUUGUGAAAUAAAAGACUUUUAAAGAGACUAUAAAAUAAUAUUAACAAACAAAAAGUGAGCAGUAAAUCAUGGCAUCAUCAUGCCACAUAGGCAGUCAGUGUGAAUGUUCCCUUGGCAUGUUUCUUAGUAAAUUAAGUCUGAUUAUAUAAUAAUAAGUUUAACCUGAGGUAAAAUUAUUUGAUGCAGCCAUGUGCCUCCCUUUUCCUAAACCAAACUAAACAGUACACUGCAGCUGUAAACUGGAAGAAGAAUACUAAGUCUAAAAUCCUAGAAUCCUCCAGGACAUAAACCCGUCUUCACUCGACCACCACCAUCUCCACUCAGACUUCAUCACUUCCUCACUCCAUAUGCAUCUGAGUUUCUUUUCUCAUAAUUUUGCAACUUUAAUCUCAGAGAUUUUUGUUGGGGUGAAUUUCCACUUGCUUCAUGCAUUACAUCCUUUAUUUUGUACAUUAUUCCAUGUGGUUAGUUUAAUUGAUUAAUAUAAGCAGUCAGAAAAACCCCAAGUCCUUUUAUUUAUGAAGUGCAUCCAGGAUUCCAACUGCAGAGGUCUGUAACAUGAGUAGGUCCAUUUUUUCAACAGUAGUAUCUGUAUGACACAAGCAUAAAAAACACAUCAUGGAAAUAAAACUAAUCAGAUAUAACAUUUAAAUCACAGUGGAUCUUUGGAUCAAGAAAAGUGCACAUUACUUGUAAAUGUACAGCUUCGCACAGUUUUUCUUUCAGUCGUCCCUUCUUCUUGGCUUGUAAAUAUUGUCCCUGAUCCGCCGUCAUCGGAGCCUCAUUUCCAGUCUAAGUUUUACUCUUUUACAUCAGUGAUAAUUUCAGGAUGGACCUAAGAUUACGAUGUUUUGCUCCUUAGUUUUACUCCGUAGUUUCACAGAAUAAGUCCGAGCAGCGCUGAACAGAUCUCGGUUUGAAAAGACGAUGUGUUUGGACCUUGUUGCGUUUACAGAGUCGGACAGAUGGCAGCAUCCUCCACUCCCAUGAUGCUCUCCUCCAGAACUCAUACAGAGUCCUGUGGAUCUCUCAGAGGAAAAGUCCAGAGCAGCGCCCUCUAACUGCAGCCACGACGACUGUCUCCACCUCCUUAUAUAGUGUUUCAGAUCCCAGAGUGCUUUGUGUUGCAGUGUUUUAUUUACACUGUUUGUUGUGCUUAAUUUAAUAGUCAUUAAUAUAUUUGACCUCUUGUGUAUCUGACAAGCGUAUCUAUGAGAAAUUGCUUUGUAUGGUUGGUGCUUCAUUUUGAAAUGUACUUAUUAGGAUCCCUUUAUUCUGAGAUUUUGCUCCCUCAUUCAGAAACAGUAUUUCAAAAAGCAAAAGUACAGUUUUAUUGUACUGGUGCUAAGAUAGAUUUUGUGUUGACAAUCAAUGAAGUUUUGGUUUGAAUCACAAACUAAUAAAAGAUAUUUAAGACGAAGAGACUAAGGUGUAAAGAAAGUAUAGUUUAGUUAAAGAAAAUGGGAUGGUGACUGAGCAGUGUUUGCGAUCAUGAGAGAGCCUUUUAUUUGAUUCUUUUAUAAGAAAUCAACAAGAAUAAAGCAUGAUUGUGAAUCAUA